This is a messenger RNA of Miscanthus lutarioriparius, 675 nucleotides long. NCBI's taxonomy places the organism in Eukaryota, Viridiplantae, Streptophyta, Magnoliopsida, Poales, Poaceae. The record is from the annotation of a GenBank genome assembly.
AUGGCCGCCGCGGCCUCCUCCUACUUCGCCGGCCCGGCCAUCCUGCCGUCGCAGCGCGCUGCCGCGGCGCCCGACAAUUCCGCCGUCGCCACCCCUUCUCCGGCCAAGCAGUCGCGUGACCCCCGCUUCUCCGGAUGCGCCCCGACCACCGUGCGUCACAUCGCCCGCUCCUUCGCCGCCGCCGACGCCACUGGUGGCGGCGACCCUGUCAUCUCCAUUGACGGCGUCGACGCCACCAACGCUUGGAUUCUGGGGAGGGCGGUGAGCGUGGUGAACAUGGAGGUUGGCGUGUCAUUCACGCUCGACGACGGCACUGGGAAGAUCCCUCUAGUGCGGUGGAUCACUGAUGAUAUUGAUGCUAAGGAAGUGUCUUUCGUCCAGAAUGGUUUGUACCUCAAGGUUCAAGUUACUCUUGUAGGGUUUAAAGCUAAGCAGCAUAGUUUUGCUCGUUCUAUUAGGCACUUCAUUGAGUGUAUGUAUGUGCAUUUGGUAAAUGUCCGGCCAAAGUUUUCAGCUUACCCAAGUACUGGUGGACAACAGCACGAUCUGCAGAGUAGGGUUUUGGAGGUUAUGCAACAACCAGAUAUACUGGUCACUGCCCAGCGUCUGGUCGAUUUGGCCUGCCUCUAUUCCACUAUUGAUGAAUAUCAUUUCAAGUCUCUUUUAAAUGGUUGA